Molecule: messenger RNA, 1530 nt
Organism: Trichoderma virens Gv29-8
Lineage: Eukaryota; Fungi; Ascomycota; Sordariomycetes; Hypocreales; Hypocreaceae
Exons: 1
Coding region: 265-720 (151 amino acids)
Source: RefSeq, a predicted model, not a curated record
CUUCAAGUCCCAUAAAAAAAGGUCCCAGAUUCCUUGGGGAACACCUGAUCCUGAUCCUACACACUUACAUCGGCACUUUAGGCGGCGCGGCAGCCGAUCGGAUUCCAUCUUACCCCAGCCUUCUAGCUGCAUCUCCUGCACCCACCACGACUGCAGUCAGAGCAACUACACGUCAAAGGACAGCAAGACUAAUAAAAGCUUUGCAAAGGCAUACGGCUCAUCCUUCUUAUAUCACACCAUUUCAUCGAUAUAUAUCCCAGGCCAAUGCUCCGCCGCAGUAUCUUCACCUUCCGUCCCUCUCGUCUCAACCCUUCCGUAUCUCAACAUCUCAUCUCGCCCUUUUCAUCCUCAUCUUCCAAGAUGAACUCACCUCAAGACGAUUCAUCCUCUUCAACUCCCUCAACGGAACCAUCGCCUCGUAAUGCUCUUCCCGCUCCAGGUUCCAACAGCGAAAACGUCACAACCCUCGACGUCAGUGGCUCAGGCACAACCGUCAAGCUAGACGCUCUCGGCCCAAUGGUCGUCAACGUGGACGGCACCAUGUCCCGCAUCUCCAACUGGGAUAAGAUGGCAGACAUCGAAAAGGAGAACACGCUUCGCAUCAUCGGCAAGCGGAACCAGCAACGCUUGGCAACCUUGAGAAAGGCCCGUGGCAUCAGUCAAGGGAGCAAUGACAGCAUAGGCGCUAGUGGCAAUCACGGCAUUUCUGGCAAACAAUAGAGCAUAAUCAUGACCUGACUCGGAGAAAAAAAAAAAUGGAACAUUUCAUAUAUAUAUAUAAAUAAACGUCAUUCCACAUAGAGCCCAGUUCUUUUACUUUGGCUCUCUAUUUUCACCACUUUGGAUAUAUGCUACAUAAAAAAAAUGAUUGCCAAACGGAUUUCCGCCGCCCCGACCUUGUUCAACUCAGCCCCAGAUUGGAUCGGGUAUCCCAUGAUCCAAAUCUUCCCAGGGCAAGACAAAGCACCCAUCCAGGUAACAGUAUAAACGCCAAUAACCAAAACAACGCCCCCUCACCCCUUCCAAUCAAAGCAGUAUUAUGGAGGUUGGAAACACCAGGAUGAAUUGUGAUUUAUCAGAAGCUCGAUUUCUUUCUUCAACUCUCAUCCUUGAGCUUUUCGCCGCUACUUGACUCGGCAGUUGUGGUUUUGGCCUUCUGGCUGGCGUGCUUGGUGAAUUCCUUCCACAGCGCGACAAUGUCUUCACUGCCCUCGUUCUUCUCGACCAAGAGGUUCUUCAGCCACUUGUUCUCGGUCUCAAGCUGGGCAACCUUGCUCUCCAGGUUAGAGACCUUGUCAGACAUCUCCUUAGCAGACUUCUCGAGAGCCUGUUCGCGUUGCUUCUUCUUGAUACGGAAACGAGCGCUGGCAGCGGUGUUCCUCCUCCGCUUGUCCUCCUCGGCAGCCAUUCGGGCAGCCUCCUCCUGGUUCAGGGACUCAGACUUGCGCUUGUCGCCAACCUGCGGGGGUGCCUGAUGGAACCGCGCAUGGUGAGGAGGAACCGGUACGUGGCCGUGGUUUGGCUGCAGGG